Lactuca saligna is the source of this 513-nucleotide messenger RNA. The record is from the annotation of a GenBank genome assembly. Lineage: Eukaryota; Viridiplantae; Streptophyta; Magnoliopsida; Asterales; Asteraceae.
AUGCAAGAAUCCUACAGUGGUUCUAGAACCUCAACCAAAAAAAAGGGCAUGCCUAGGUUGGAACCUGAUUUGCUUAAUUGGUCGAGAACUAAAAGAGGAUCUAGAGGUGGUAGAAGGGAUGGUGGAGGAAGGAGUAAAGGUGGUGGUAGGGAUCUAGUGAAGGAGUCCAAAAUGAAAUCUUUAUACACUACAGAAGAGAUCAUGGACUGUCUUGGACUCAGUGAAGCAGAAUUACAACAAAUUAAAGGUCUUGGAUUGAGUGAAGAAAAAGUACAACAAAUUGAAGAUGUGGAUGUUGUUAUCUCACAAGAUGUUGGAAUUUCUAUCCAAAUAACAAUUGAUCAAGCACUUGGAGAUGAGGAAAUGAUGAAUGAGGAGGAUGGCAUAGAUGAGCCAGGGAUGAGUGAGGUAAUGAGGACUGAGGAAAGGAUGGAUGGUGAGAGAGAAAUACCUAUCACACAACAAUCGAAUCAACUCAGAAGGAGGCCUACAAAGAGGAGCAAAGUGAAUUAA